Molecule: messenger RNA, 447 nt
Organism: Trichomonas vaginalis G3
Lineage: Eukaryota; Parabasalia; Trichomonadida; Trichomonadidae
Product: glycine-rich protein family
Exons: 1
Coding region: 1-447 (148 amino acids)
Source: RefSeq, a predicted model, not a curated record
AUGCCAUUCACAUUCAACCUCACAGACCAUUCUAAAGGGACUAAUAAAGUAUUUAAUGACAAAGAAAAUGAAUACACAUUUGAAUACCCAUGCUCAAGUACAUAUGAUUGUGCUCCGUAUGAAGUAAAUUUUCCACCAGGAAGUUAUCUUCUUGAAGUCUGGGGAGCACAAGGAGGUUGGUAUAAUAAAGCCGAUGAAUGCCUUGGUGGUUAUUCAAAAGGAAUUCUUUCUUUGAAAAACGAAACAAAAGGUUAUUUAUAUGUUGGCGGAAGAGGAACCGCAACUACUGUUCCAGGAAUUCAAAUGGGAGGAUUCAAUGGAGGUGGAAAUGGAUAUUUUUAUAGUGCAAAAGAAAUGUAUGGUGGCGGUGGAGGUGGAGCAAGUGAUAUUCGACUUGAAAUGGACUUAUUAACUACCCGUAUAAUUGCAGGGAGAAUUUGCAAUUAA